Messenger RNA from Nothoprocta perdicaria, 3380 nucleotides. RefSeq names its product potassium voltage-gated channel modifier subfamily G member 3 (gene KCNG3). Gene Ontology annotation, biological process: protein homooligomerization; potassium ion transmembrane transport. Gene Ontology annotation, cellular component: voltage-gated potassium channel complex; membrane. The record is from RefSeq and is a predicted model, not a curated record. Bases 50 to 1339 code for a protein of 429 amino acids. The transcript is spliced from 2 exons. Gene Ontology annotation, molecular function: delayed rectifier potassium channel activity; protein binding. NCBI's taxonomy places the organism in Eukaryota, Metazoa, Chordata, Aves, Tinamiformes, Tinamidae.
GCCGAGCCGGGGCAGCCCGUCCCGUCCCCUCCUCCGCGACGCCCGCGCCAUGAACUUUGGCAGGGGCCCCUCGGUGGUGUUGAACGUCGGGGGCACCCGCUACUCCUUCUCGCGGGAGGUGCUCAAGGAUUUCCCGCUGCGGCGGGUGAGCCGCCUGCACGGCUGCCGCUCCGAGCAGGACGUGCUCGAGGUGUGCGACGACUACGACCGCGAGCGCAACGAGUUCUUCUUCGACCGGCACGCCGAGGCCUUCGGCUUCAUCAUGCUCUACGUGCGCCACGGCCACCUGCGCUUCGUGCCGCACAUGUGCGAGCUCUCCUUCUACAACGAGCUCGUCUACUGGGGGCUCGAGGGCUCGCACCUCGACUACUGCUGCCAGCGGCGCCUGGACGAGCGCAUGUCCGAGACGCGCGGCUACUACGCGGCCGCGGAGCCGCCCGGCGAGGCGGCCGCCGAGGGCAGGGGCCGCCGCGCGCCCGAGCGCGGCCGCUGGCUCGAGAGGAUGAGGAGGACUUUCGAGGAGCCCACGUCCUCCGUGGCCGCGCAGGUGCUGGCCACCGUCUCCAUCCUCUUCGUGAUCGUGUCCAUGGUGGUGCUGUGCGCCAGCACGCUGCCCGAGUGGCGCGCGCCGGAGAACCGCAGCGUGGAGGAGCAGAGCAGGUACACAGCAGAGUCAGUGAGGGAGCCCUCAGGGAUAAUUGAAGCUAUCUGCAUAGGCUGGUUCACGGCAGAGUGCAUUGUGAGGUUCAUCGUCUCCAAAAACAAGUGUGAGUUUGUCAGAAGACCUCUCAACAUCAUUGAUUUACUGGCAAUUACUCCCUACUACAUCUCUGUCCUAAUGACAGUUUUUACCGGGGAAAAUUCGCAGCUUCAGAGGGCUGGAGUCACCUUGAGGGUCUUAAGAAUGAUGAGGAUUUUCUGGGUGAUUAAACUUGCUCGUCAUUUCAUUGGCCUUCAAACACUUGGUCUGACUCUGAAGCGCUGUUACAGAGAGAUGGUGAUGCUGCUUGUCUUUAUCUGUGUUGCCAUGGCAAUUUUCAGUGCACUUUCUCAGCUUCUUGAAAAUGGGCUGGACCUGGGAACAAAGAAUAAGGAUUAUGCCAGUAUCCCUGCUGCUUGUUGGUGGGUGAUCAUCUCGAUGACCACAGUUGGUUAUGGUGACAUGUGUCCCAUCACUGUACCUGGAAGGAUUCUUGGAGGCAUUUGUGUGGUUAGUGGCAUUGUUUUAUUAGCCUUGCCAAUUACUUUCAUUUAUCAUAGCUUUGUGCAAUGUUAUCAUGAGCUCAAAUUCCGGUCUGCUAGGUACAGUAGAAGCCUCUCUGCCGAGUUCUUAAAUUGACCAAAUUUGUUACUUGCUAAGCUUUGUCUUAGAAGAGAACGGUGGAAAAUCCCCUCAUGUGUCCUUGACUGGAUAGUCCUAUGGAACAUUCUCACCAGCCUGGAGAAAGCGCGUCACUAUUCAGACAGGAGGGAUGCCCACAUGGCUUGGACACCUUGUAGGGAGAGGCAGGGAUGUCUGACACCUGAGAGAACGAAAUAACAAAAGGGGACUUCAGAGUCCUCAGCCAGGCCCGUGUGGUCUUCAGUUUGCCUUUCCACACAAAAACAGAACAAAAAUGGGCUUAAUACUAAGGUUCAUCAUUCCCAUAAAAAUAUUACAUGCCAUGCUAAGCAAUGUGUAGCAGAAAUUUUAAAUCCAAGUGCCCCUUGAAGGCAUUUAAGGCCUACUUGACCGAAGUAUCUCAAUUUUUCACACAGAUAGGCCAAUCAGAUAUUAAAGAAGAGUUGCUACUCCUUUUGAGCCUCACAACAGAGUAGUUCAGGUUCCGCAACUUAAAGAUGAAGAAUAUAAGUCUGCAGGGGAAAAAAAAAAGAGAAGAAAUCCAAGGGACUGAUUGUGAUCUUUGAUGAAGAACACAAACCUUCAGUAAAAAUCAGUGGCAGUGGAAUAAUCUAAAUGAGUACAUGCAUCUCAGAAUGCUGUAGCACAUACUAUAUUGGUCACAAGCUCUGAAACAACCUCUUUAUCAAAGACUGCCUUUACCAAGAUCAGCAUAAAAAAUCAGGCAUUGAUAUAAUUUUUGGUAGCUUACUAGAGCAGCUAUCCAAAUUUUAUUUACAUUUUCACUUGAACCGCAUCCACCAGAAGAUAUUUAUCAAUAAGCAUAGUUUUUUUUUCCCAUUUAAUUAACUACACAUAGUAUAGUGUAUUUUCUCAAAGAGAGUUUUACAGUUCCAUUACUUGAAACAGUCUGGACAAAGCACUAGAAGACAAUAGCUACCCCUUAUUAGAUGAUAUUCUUCAUCACCAUCAACUUCUGUGAUUCUUAUUCAACAAUACACUAACUUAAUUGAAGUUUUAAAAACAACUGUAAAAAGCCCAAAUAAUAUUGAAGAAAGCAAAACAAAAUGGGAGUUGCACUUGGUAAAACAGUAUAUUCUCCAAUGUAACUAGAAAAUUAAAAUGAAUCAAGUUAGGUUCUGAAAUACUGUACACUACAUUUCUUGUGUAGUACUGCUUUAGUAGCAUUGUUCAGUAUAAUUCUGAAAGGCUGUCAUGUAAAACUGUGCAGUUAAACAUUAAAACACAUUUAGGUACAGCUUUACAAAUUUAGGUACCAAUAAACAUCAGCAAGGAGCUUUCCUAUGAAUAGGGAAGCUCACAGUCAUCAGCAUAGUUGAAUUUGGUGUGCUUGCCUGAAAAUAUGCGAAGUAUUUACUAUUACUGUACUGCAGAAGUAUCUUUUAUAUACGUAUUUGUUAACAGCUUUAGAACUAAAAUGACAACCACCUAGAGAACACAUCUCAAACUGCUCACUUGGAUUAAAGUACCAGAUGAGUGAGUAACCAGGACAUUGAAGACUCUACUAUGAAAAAAGCACUUAAGACAUGAAAAAUUCAUUAGCAUUUUAAGUAGUCUUAGUCUUAAGCACUCUUAAAGAAAAAUAAUAGCAGUCUUAAAGAAAAAAUAUUAUAUUACAAAUGGCUUCUGAAGACUUGGAAAUUAUUUAAUAGCCUCCCUACUGGCAAGCCUUUUCAAAGAACGCAAUUUUAAGUAAUGUUACAGACAUACCUCUGUUUCUGGCCACUGACAUGUACAUGAACAUGUCACUGACAUGCUCAGAAGGUCAGCUCUAUACUUCCCUAGACAGCUACAGCUAUUCCUUUUAUUUCAGAAUUAUGUAGUUGAAAAAACCUGCUCUUGCAUUUCACAGAGCAGGGAAUAUCCGUUAAGCAAAAAUUUCUCAGGUCAGAGUCACAGCUGAUGUUAGUUAGACAAGUAUUGACUUGAGAGACACUUAGAUGAGUUCUGCCAGCUGAGAUGCUGGCUCUGUAUUCCUGCAUGUGUGGCUAACUAUAUAUAUCCUUCUUAUAUAUUA